AUGGAUAACCUGAUAUUUAUUCAAUCUUUGACUCAAAAAGUAUGUGCUAUUUUGUCAUUUAUUUCCAAUAGUUUGUUGAUUCAACUCGUUUUAUACCGAUCCCCAGAUGGAGUUGGAAUGUAUAAAUAUCUUAUGGUUUAUAUUUCCGCGUUUGAAUUGCUUUACGCAUUUUUGGGAUUGAUUGUACAACCGGAGUUUUACAGCUACAGUUCCGUAAUACUAGUAAUUGCUAGAACAGAUCGGUUUGGGUUACCAGUGUGGAUCAUCCGAGUUAUCAACACUUUGUUCUGUAAUAUGUUCGGGAUAUCUAUGGCGAUGUUUACGAUACAUUUCAUAUACAGAUACUGUGUUAUUAUUGGAAGCCCGAUGAUCCGAAUGGACUCUGCAUUCAAAGUUUGCAUCUGGUUUCUGUCCCCGAUUUUAUAUGGAUUCGUGUGGGGUAUUUUUCUUGUGGGAACACUUGGUCCCAGUGAAUCCACCAAUAUAGUACUUGGGGAACGUUUUCUUCCUUUUCGUCAUAUCACAAUCGAUCAAAUUACAUACGUCGGUCCCAACUAUUACACAAGAGAUUUAAAUGGAACUGAGACUUUGAAUUUGAUCGUUUGUGGAGGAAUGGCUGGUCUCACUAUAAUGGUGACAAUAUCCUUUGCUACCAUUUCAAUUUUUGCCUAUAAAUGCUAUAAAGGAGUUGGAAAUCUUCUACACGAUUCUCAACACUCGGAGGGUUAUAAAAUUUUACAAUCUCAACUUCUGAAUAUGUUAGUAGUACAAGUAACUAUUCCGUUUGUUUUGAUGCACGGCCCUGCUUCAUUCAUGUUCACUGGACCCAUUUUGCAUUUUGGGAAUGAGAUUGCUGGUGGAUUGUUUUGUAUUGCUGUGGCAGUAUAUCCAGUGUUGGACCCUUUACCUACCAUGUUUAUGGUACAACAUUAUAGACAAGUAUUGAAAGAAAUGAUAAAGAAAAAAACGAAGUGGAUGGUAGGAGAUGAACAUAUAAGACAGGCCAAAUUUGAAAAUUUCAUCUUUUGA
Messenger RNA from Caenorhabditis remanei, 1029 nucleotides. RefSeq lists its product as uncharacterized. The record is from RefSeq and is a predicted model, not a curated record. Gene Ontology annotation, biological process: G protein-coupled receptor signaling pathway; olfactory behavior. Lineage: Eukaryota; Metazoa; Nematoda; Chromadorea; Rhabditida; Rhabditidae. The coding region runs from base 1 to 1029 and encodes 342 amino acids. The transcript has 5 exons. Gene Ontology annotation, molecular function: G protein-coupled olfactory receptor activity.